Molecule: messenger RNA, 1483 nt
Organism: Metopolophium dirhodum (rose-grain aphid)
Lineage: Eukaryota; Metazoa; Arthropoda; Insecta; Hemiptera; Aphididae
Gene: Nelf-E
Product: negative elongation factor E
Exons: 6
Coding region: 217-1062 (281 amino acids)
Biological process (GO): negative regulation of transcription elongation by RNA polymerase II
Cellular component (GO): NELF complex
Molecular function (GO): RNA binding
Source: RefSeq, a predicted model, not a curated record
UAUCACAUUUGUUUACUUUCCGUUAUCGUCAUUCUUCGGUAAACGCCAAACGGAUGGCAGAUCGGGUCUGGCAUUUUAAUAUUUUUCAAACAAUUCAAAUUUCAAAGUUUCAAACUGCGAUUAGUCAUUAGUGCAAUAGACGACUACGGUAGUCUUUCGGCUUCUUUCAGUAGUUUCGUAAAUUACAUAUUUACAUUUGAAUAAUUGUGUGUCGAGAUGGUGUACUUACACUUUCCGACGAAUCUGACAGAAGAAGAACUCAUGCUGCAAAACAAGUAUCAAAAAUUGAGAAAAAAGAAAAAAGCAUUGCAAGUGCAAAAAACACCUCGACCUGAACCUGAGCCUUCGCCUGUACUCAAUCCCAAAAGGCCCAAAGAAACAGCUCGUGACGCAAGAGAAAUAGCGAAAAAACUAUUGAAGUCUGGUGCUAUAGGACCGAUAAAAAAAGUACCCAAUCGUACAGAUCAGGAAUCAUUUAAGAGACCUUGUGGAAUGGAACGCAAACUGUUGAUUACUACUCAGGCUUUAAGUAGCUAUCAACCUUUUUCGGCAGCUUCGCCGGUCAUCAAAACAACUGAAGUCAUUCCCGAUAGCACUCCAAAAGCAACCCCGACUACUAAAUUCACUAAUUUGUAUAGUAGUUUUGUUUCUUCCACUUCUAAAACCACUCCACCAGCUCCAAGUUCACCAGAACCAGUUCCUGAACAACUUACUCGUAAGGACAUCACUAUAUUUGUUGGAGGAAGUAGUUCAAUGACUGAAGAAUUUUUAAGAUCUACAUUUAGUAAAUUUGGUACAAUAAUUAAUAUAUCAAUGGAAAUAGAAAAAAAUCGAGGGUUCAUCACGUUCAACUCCCCAGAUACUGCUGAUAAAGCAGUAGCUCAAAUGAACACCACCACAGUCUCUGGUAUUAAAUUAAAAGUUUCUAUUUCGCGAAAUCAACCUAUUGAAUUUGGCGAUAAAGGAAUUAAUUCGUGGAAUGCCAUUGCUACUAAUAAAUCACAAAAAGGAAAUCAACGAGAUGAUCGUUCACUGGUGACAUAUGAUGAUUUAUUUCAAUAAAUUGUUUUUAUUUAUUUUAAAUUUUUAUUAUAUAAUACAUUUUUUUUUAUCAUAGACUGAGUCUUAAAAAAAUAUGUUCAUGUAAUUUAUUGAUGUAAUUUUUAUAAACUAUUUUAUUAAAAAAAUAUUGCUGUUUAUUUAAUGAAUUCAUUAAAAUAUGUUGUAAACUUAAUGAUGACAUCAAAAAUUAAGUUUUGUAAUUGUAACUUUACUAUUGUAGUUACAAAAACACAUGGCUUAUAAUAAAUAAUAUUACUUUAAGAUUUCAGUUAUUGAUGUAGCAAUGGAGAUUUAUAAUCUAACCAUUAUCUGUAGAUAAUCAUACAAAUUAAAAAUGAUAAUGAUAGUUUUGCAUUUAUCUACUUAUAAAGACUUAAUGAAACAAUACCUUUCAUAAAUAAAAUAACAUCUAUGUCAGAAA